AUGACUUUAAAUUUUAGUGUUCCUAGGCAUUCUCCGUUGACAUUCCGUCAUCGAAAUUGGAGUCUUAUUAGUAGUGAGUCAAUAGCUGAUAAAGUCAAUAAUUCGUCAGUACUAUUCUGUGAUAAUUAUUUGACAGUUGAUGACAGUGUUUCUCAUAUGAAUCAGAAUUUGUUGCAUAUUAUUGACUCCAUUGCCCCUGAGCGUGUGAUAAAAGUAACUCAUCCGCCUGCUCCUUGGAUAUCUGAUGACGUUCGUGAUUUGCAGCGUCGCAGAGAUAAACUGUAUAGAAUUUAUCGUAGAUCUGGUUAUGCAGAUAAGGAGUACUGCAAUGUCCGUCAUCUUGUAAAGAAGCGGAUUAUUGAAGCUAAGAAGAAUUAUUUGCAAGACCGUUUUAAGCAUGCUAAGUGUCCAAAAGCCAUUUGGAAUGACUUCAGAAAACUGGGUCUGUUAAGAGAUUCUUCUAAGAUGUUUGUUUCACCACAUCUUGAUUUGGAUCGGCUUAAUAACUACUUUGUGUCUGUUGGUAGUUCUAGGCGCGAUUGCGAUAAUUAUCAAGAUAUCUGUGUAAAUGAUGCAAAUGAUAGCAAUUCCACGAAUCAGUUUAAUUUUAUUGAAAUUACUGAGGAAGAUAUUAAGAGAAAUAUGAAGCGCAUCACUACUACUGCUGUUGGUCCAGAUGGUCUUUCUAUUACUUAUUACAAAGUACUACAGCAAAUUUUACUGCCAUCAAUUGCUAAUUUAUUUAAUAUUUCUCUGAGGACAUUCCAGUUUCCGAAGCAAUGGAAGAAGUCUAUUGUGUUACCUUUGCCUAAAGUGAGGUGUCCGCAGUCUUGUGAUGAUUAUAGACCUAUUUCAAUCUUGUGUCCUUUAUCUAAAGUUUUGGAGCGUUGUGUACACGAUCAACUCAUUUACUACAUUAAAGUAAAUAAUUUGUUGGAUCCUUAUCAGACGGGUUUCCAAGAGGGAAUGAAUACUCAAACUGCAGUGAUCCGACUAUGUGAUGAUAUUCGCUUUGCAAUUGAUGGCCGCAAGGUUACUGUUGCUGUUUUCUUUGAUUUCAGCAAGGCGUUUGACUGUGUUGAUCAUAGUUUGUUGUUAUUAACGCUUAAGAACUUAAAUCUAUCGUCAGGAGCUCUACUAUGGAUAGAAUCGUAUUUAUCUAACAGAACCCAAGCUGUUAAGCAUGGAGAUAGUUUAUCUUCUUGGCAGUGUUCUCAGAGCGGUGUCCCGCAAGGUAGUGUGCUUGGGCCGCUUCUGUUUUCGUUAUUCGUCUCAGAGUUAGGUCUACAGAUUAAAUGCAAGAAUCUCUUUUAUGCAGAUGACUUGGUAGUUUACAUAUCCUGUUUAAUGUCUGACUUGAACGAUGCAGUGUUAAAAUUAAAUGAGGACGUCAAUUUGGUAGUUGAGUGGUGUUCUAAUAAUUUCUUAAAGCUAAAUGCUUCAAAGACUAGGUCAAUUAUAUUUGGUUCCCCUCAGCAUGUAAAUGAUCCUGCUUGUAUUGCUGCUCGGAAGAUUAUGAUUGGUGAUACAGUUACUGACUACUCUGUCUCUGUUAAAUAUUGA
Messenger RNA from Microplitis mediator, 1563 nucleotides. RefSeq lists its product as uncharacterized. The transcript has a single exon. The coding region runs from base 1 to 1563 and encodes 520 amino acids. NCBI's taxonomy places the organism in Eukaryota, Metazoa, Arthropoda, Insecta, Hymenoptera, Braconidae. The record is from RefSeq and is a predicted model, not a curated record.